CUCUUCAAGCAAGCCAGUUCCCUCCACUCACUGAUUUCUGAUGGUCUUUACCGCCCUACCUCACUGGGUCGCAACAAGUGGAAGUCGCUGAUUGGUUCUGUAGCUUCCCUACAGCCUAACUGUAACCAGGAAGGAUUCAACACCAAAUGGAGCUACAGCAAUCCCGCAUACGCCCUCAGAGCAGCGAGAAUUGGUAUACUUGGAAAUAACGAAAAUGAUUGCGUAACUUGUGAUUCCAGAAUCGGGUUUGGUACUGGAGGAGGCCCCGAUGACGCCAACACGUGUGGAAACGAAGCAUCAGCCGCGAACGGGGCAGAUAACGGAGACAAGCACAUCAAAGCUAUGGGAUACAUUUUUGUUCAGUAA
Messenger RNA from Porites evermanni, 366 nucleotides. The record is from the annotation of a GenBank genome assembly. Lineage: Eukaryota; Metazoa; Cnidaria; Anthozoa; Scleractinia; Poritidae.